GUUAUGGUAACAGCGCUGACAGCAAUGUGUUUUAGAAGUGUUAGGGUGAGGGUUAAAUUGUUUUCAAUACAGGUGCACGUUGAGGGCCAGGCAGUCAGGUACAGCACAUGCGAGUGCCCAAUCGGCAGAGACAAGUGCCAUCAUAUGGCAGCUUUGUUGAUUUGGGUUGAGAAAAAUGUGUCCCGCACCGACGUGGAAUGUGUGUGGAAGAAGGCCAACGCUCCGAAGGGGGACGACAUUGCAACCAAGAGAGUGUCAGAGAUGACACCAUCCACAACACGAGCUGGCAUCAAAAGACCUGUCACCCAGGAGGACAAAGAAUGGGCUCAGGCAUCCUUGUUACAGCUUGGGCGUUUUACAGGGAUGGGGUGGAUUUUGAGUCCAGAGACACCUCAGACUCUCCCAAUCAAGAUGUUUGAUGGGCUGGUGACCAGCCCAGGUUUUGUCCAAGCUGAGGACAAGGCUCUAUAUGUGCUGUCAAUGCUUGCUGUCAAUGAUCAGGAGAAGCAGCAGAUUGAGGAAGCAACUGUUGGCCAGGCUAAGAACUCAUUAUGGUUUACAUAUCGCAAGAAAAGGAUAACAGCAAGUAACUUUGGUUUGGUCUUGGCAGCAGUCAAGCGGAAGUCUUACCCGCCUUCCUUAUUCAAAACCCUGCUUGGCCAGUACAACCUCAAAGAAGGAUCUAAAGUAAGCUGUAGUUAAUAAGUGAAUAUUUAAAAUGAAGGCAUCUGUGUCUAAGAAUACACUUAUUAAGACUCAGUGGUAUUUGUCCCCUACCCCCAAGGCAUGUGAUUGGGGAAUCCUGCAUGAGCCAAGGGCAAAGCAGGAAUACACUGAGCGCACUGGUGUUGUUAUACAAGAGAGGGGACUGUUCCUGUCUGAUAGUGGCCUGCUUGGUGGAUCUCCUGAUGGCACGGUGUUUGGAAACUGCGUGAUUGAAGUCAAGUGU
Molecule: messenger RNA, 949 nt
Organism: Perca flavescens (yellow perch)
Lineage: Eukaryota; Metazoa; Chordata; Actinopteri; Perciformes; Percidae
Exons: 4
Coding region: 4-702 (232 amino acids)
Molecular function (GO): zinc ion binding
Source: RefSeq, a predicted model, not a curated record